Molecule: messenger RNA, 743 nt
Organism: Thrips palmi
Lineage: Eukaryota; Metazoa; Arthropoda; Insecta; Thysanoptera; Thripidae
Exons: 2
Coding region: 56-421 (121 amino acids)
Source: RefSeq, a predicted model, not a curated record
ACACCGGUCCGCGGCCCGACUCGCAGUCCCAGCCCCGCCGAAGCAGGCCGCCACCAUGAAGUGGACCCUGGUCGCCCUCUGCGUCUGCGCGUGCCUGGGCUUCCUCUGCGUGCUGGCGUCGGCGCAGACUCCGGCGACGCAGGAUGUGCGCCUGGAGUGCUCCGAGGCCGGCACGCCCCCGCUCCUCAAGUCCAUGGCGGCGCGCAACGCCAUCGUGGACGUCAUCAACAAACUGUUCCGGUGCAUGGAGAAGACCGCGGCCAGCAUGUACAGAGUCGUCAUGUCCAUCGUCCGCGACGUGACGGGCUGCGUGGCCAAGUUCCCCACCGACUUCUUCAAGUGCCUCGCCAAGCUAAACGUGCCGCAGAAAAUAUCGGACAUCAUCAACGCGCUCAUGGAGACCGUCAACUGUGUGUCGUAGGAGUGUUUCGGCAGUGCGCGAGCGCGAGGCGACGCCGCCUAACCGAGUGCUAUUCUACUACCCUCAGCCCGGCGGGGGGCUGGAUACUGGACACUGGGACACCGCCAGCGCCUCCCACUCGGCCCUUGAAUAAAUUGCCUGUUUUAUUCCAGACGAAUCAUCUGAGAAUCAAGCUGAGCUUAUUGCGUAAACCAGGAAGGGGGUCUAAGUUUUCUGCGCGCAGAAAACCGCGGGUUGUGCUCGUGAGCGCAGACUGGCAAAUUGAAGCCUCUGGAAAGUUGUAAGUUUCAAUAAAUAUCUGUCGUUGUUUUGUGAUAAGCUG